AAAGCGACCACGGAGCCGUCUUGCUGAUCAUUCUGAGCGAGUCACUUCACGCUUGGCGUCACAUGUUUUCUGUGAUCGAGUUCUUAUUAUGGCGUGGUGUGUGUUCACAAGGGGCUAUCCCUUCUGGCCACUUUAGUGCGGUUGAGCGUGGAGCCAUGUGGAGUGGCUGUGGGUGUUUUGAGGAGGAUACAUAUAGUCCGUAGCUUCGGUCCUGUUGCAGUUCGUACUCUUUGCAGAUAAAGAUAUGCCUUUAGAAACUCACAUCGUUUAUGCUAUUGAACUACGCAGAGGAAAAUAUGAUGCAGUCUGUGACUCUGUGUUGCCCUGUCCACAUGAAGAAGCGAGAGCCUUGUCACAGUCGCCGAGACGUAGGAGCACUGUACUACUACGUUGAUGCUGCCCUGAAGCAACACGAUUGUCAAAGCAUUGAAGCCGCGCUGAAACAUGAUUGACAUGCCCGGAGCAGAACUUGUCACGAUGCCAUUGACAUCAGGAGACUCUGGUGACAUCCACAUAUGUGGCAAGUGCCGUGCCACCUUUUCGAACAUUGAAAGUUUUCUGGCACACAGGCAACAGGAAGAAGCAUCCCAUAACGCAGAACCUGUUCUUCCUGCGACCUCCCAACACAGUUCAACAAGAAAUGUGACGAAAAACUUCAUACAGUUCCACUCCCACCUGGACAUCCAGCAAAACCAGCCACGCGGCUCACAGCCCUGCCAACAUGAAAGUUGCAAUGAACCAGCCGAGGGGGCAUUGGAGCUCCAUGCUGCUGCAACUCAUGGACCACAUAACUUGAGGGAAGCCAGCCCUGCUGCUGUUCCGCUGCCUGCCACAUUGUCCGCAGAUGUUCCUUGGACAGUACAGACCACAGUGGACAGUACUUGCAUUGCCAGUGCUGCUGCCUCUGAUGCUAAUGCUGCAGUAGCUGUUGUGAGCACACCUCUUACUGGCCUGGCUGAAAGUGCGCCGUGA
Molecule: messenger RNA, 972 nt
Organism: Rhipicephalus sanguineus (brown dog tick)
Lineage: Eukaryota; Metazoa; Arthropoda; Arachnida; Ixodida; Ixodidae
Exons: 5
Coding region: 445-972 (175 amino acids)
Source: RefSeq, a predicted model, not a curated record